AUGCCGCCCGUUGUCCCGUCAUCUAUUGAUACCUCACUCGACAUCGUCCUCGAAGCAAUCAAACUCGGUAGAUGGUCAAUGAGCAUAGAGAUGCUCACCGCCCUUCAAGUUCAGUUGCAUCUCGCUUCGAGCUUGGUGCAGGAGACGAUGAAUUCCCUCAUCCCACUUAACAGACUUCCCUCUGAGAUUCUUUCCCUCGUUUUCUCCCUGGCCAUGAUGCCUCUGAAGCCUGCAGGAUACCACGGGCCAUCUGCCGCCAGGCAAUCGUACGACCUCUUACCUGUCACCCAUGUCUGCAGACGCUGGCGUGAUGUUGCCCUCAGCACGCCCUCGCUUUGGUCGACACUAUACGAAGACGAUGUCAGCCACGCCUCUGCGCAGCUUCUCCAGGCGCGCGCCAAGGAGACUGCUCUGACCAUAUACGUUAAUCGAAGCAAUCCUACCCGCGCGCUCGUCCAACUCCUUGGCGUGCCUCGUGUAGGCUCAAGAGUCACAGAACUUUUCCUACAAGACCUCCACGACUGCACUCCGUCCCAGCUUGCAACAGGUGUGCUUGGCUUCCCUGCACCCCACCUGGAGCGUGUGGUCGUGCGCCGGCAGGUGCCCCGGAACGACACUGCGAGCGAUGCUGACGAUGCGGGCGCGGGCGCGCCGACGGAACCGAUCGUCAGGUUGUUCGAUGGUGUCACCCCGAGGCUCAAUACGCUCGUCCUACAUGACGUCCCAUUCCUGCCAUCGAACUCUUUCCAGCGACUCGUACACCUCAAACUGUCAUUCGAGACGUCUCCUAUCUACUGGACUCUAAACGACCUCCUUCACCUAUUGUCGCGAUGCACUCUGCUCGCGACGGCGACCUUUGUCGGACUCCCUACGCAUUUUGAGUCCACGCAGACGCCGUCAGCUCCAUCUGUGUCGCUUACCUGCCUGCGGAGGCUAGUUAUUGGUGACUGUCACGGACAGGCCUCGUCCAUGCGAGCGAUCCUCGCGCACCUCACCCUCCCUGCCGACUGUGCCAUUCGCCUACACGGUCUGCCCGCGCACAGGCUAGGCCCCCUCGCAGACCUUCGCUUUCCCUGCGUGAUACAGCCUAUGACACUAGUCAUCGACGUGUCAUUUGUCUCCAUCACCCUUACCUUGGCUAACCCCCGUUCAGGCGGGUCUCUCUCUCUCGAACUCGGCACUGCAGGAGCCAUGACGACGAUACUUCAGCAGUGUAUCGAAGCGUUUGUCUCUGACUUUUCCACCUCCAUCUCCACAGUGACGAUCUCGAGCCAGAGAGUUUGGCCGGCGUGGUGCGAUCCCAGCCUACUCCUAUCCUUGCUGCCUAGCACGAACAGCCUGUCGCUGGGCGACAUCCAUCUCGUCGAUCAAUGUCUCGAUGCCCUGCGGCCCUCGCGAUCUCCAUAUGAAGGCUUCGACAUAUCCCGAGAGCCGUGCCCACGCCUUAAGGUCUUGCAUCUUCCUCCGGGAUUGACAGACCUGCUCCGGCAAAAGCUGCAUAUGGUUAUGUCGGAGCGAAAACACAAGGGCAGCCGUAUGCAAUUCGUUAUGAACGAGCAUCACAUCUAA
Dichomitus squalens LYAD-421 SS1 is the source of this 1569-nucleotide messenger RNA. RefSeq lists its product as uncharacterized. The transcript has 3 exons. The record is from RefSeq and is a predicted model, not a curated record. Bases 1 to 1569 code for a protein of 522 amino acids. Gene Ontology annotation, molecular function: protein binding. NCBI's taxonomy places the organism in Eukaryota, Fungi, Basidiomycota, Agaricomycetes, Polyporales, Polyporaceae.